Glycine soja is the source of this 3304-nucleotide messenger RNA. Its product is annotated as probable LRR receptor-like serine/threonine-protein kinase At3g47570. The coding region runs from base 48 to 3125 and encodes 1025 amino acids. Gene Ontology annotation, molecular function: protein kinase activity; protein binding; ATP binding. The record is from RefSeq and is a predicted model, not a curated record. NCBI's taxonomy places the organism in Eukaryota, Viridiplantae, Streptophyta, Magnoliopsida, Fabales, Fabaceae. Gene Ontology annotation, biological process: protein phosphorylation. The transcript has 2 exons.
UGUUCUAUGAUCAUAUUCAAUCUAGCAGCCUCCAAUUCCUCAUCAAAAUGAAGAAUUCUUCUCUCAUGUUACUUGCAUUUUGGUCUGUAUAUGUCCACCUGUUUUGUCUCUUCAUGUUAAACUCACUAUGCUUUAUCCCAAACAUGACUACGUUUGCCUCAAGAAAUGAGAUUGACCAUUUGGCACUACUCAAAUUCAAGGAAUCCAUAUCCACUGACCCAUAUGGAAUCUUCCUCUCUUGGAAUACUUCUAAUCACUUUUGUAAUUGGCCUGGAAUCACAUGCAAUCCCAAGCUUCAAAGAGUUACACAGUUAAACUUGACAGGAUACAAGUUGGAGGGAUCCAUAUCUCCCCACGUAGGAAAUCUCUCUUAUAUGAUAAAGUUAAACCUAGCAACCAACAGCUUCCACGGGAAAAUCCCACAAGAACUGGGACGGUUGUCACAUCUGCAGCAACUCUCUGUCGCAAAUAACUUAUUGGCAGGGGAAAUUCCUACAAACUUGACAGGUUGUACUGAUCUCAAAAUCUUAUACUUACAUAGGAACAAUCUGAUUGGCAAAAUACCAAUCCAAAUUGGUUCACUUCAGAAGCUUGAACAAUUGAGCACUUCUCGUAACAAGUUAACUGGAGGAAUCCCUUCAUUCACAGGUAAUCUUUCGUCCCUAACUCUUCUCGAUAUCGGUAAUAACAACUUAGAGGGAGAUAUUCCACAAGAAAUAUGUCUUCUCAAAAGCUUGACAUUUUUAGCAUUGGGUCAAAACAACCUGACUGGAACAUUACCUCCUUGUCUAUAUAAUAUGUCAUCUCUUACUAUGAUCUCAGCCACAGAAAAUCAAUUAAAUGGUUCUCUUCCACCCAACAUGUUCCACACCCUCUCCAAUCUCCAAGAAUUUUAUAUUGCUGUCAACAAAAUCUCUGGUCCAAUCCCACCUUCCAUCACAAAUGCAUCAAUAUUCUUUUUAGCACUUGAGGCCAGUAGGAACAAUCUUACGGGACAAAUUCCAAGCCUGGGGAAGCUACAAUAUCUUGAUAUCCUAUCUCUGUCAUGGAAUAAUCUAGGUGACAAUUCAACUAAUGAUUUGGAUUUUCUAAAAUCAUUGACAAACUGCAGUAAUUUGCAUAUGAUAUCUAUCUCCUACAAUAAUUUUGGAGGUCAUUUGCCCAAUUCUUUGGGUAAUUUAUCCUCCCAACUUAGUCUACUAUAUCUCGGAGGUAAUCAGAUAUCAGGAGAAAUCCCUGCAGCAAUAGGAAAUCUAAUUGGCUUGACUCUUUUGACGAUGGAAAAUAACAGCAUUAGUGGGAAUAUCCCAACAAGUUUUGGGAAGUUUCAGAAAAUGCAAAAGAUAAAUUUGGCUGGAAACAAGUUGUCAGGAGAGAUUAGAGCCUACAUAGGCAACCUUAGUCAAUUGUUUCACUUGGAAUUAAAUGAAAAUGUGUUAGAAGGGAAUAUUCCUCCAAGUUUAGGAAACUGCCAGAAGUUACAAUACUUGGACCUUUCUCAUAACAACCUUACAGGAACCAUACCCUCAGAGGUUUUUAUGCUUUCCUCUCUAACAAAAUUGUUGAAUUUGUCACAAAACUCAUUAAGUGGUAGUAUACCAGACAAAGUGGGCAACUUAAAAAAUCUUGAUUUACUAGAUAUGUCUGAGAAUCGUCUAUCUAGUGAAAUUCCUGGAACCAUCGGAGAAUGCAUAAUGUUGGAAUACCUUUAUCUGCAAGGGAAUUCUCUGCAAGGAAUCAUACCAUCCUCUUUGGCAUCACUCAAAGGGCUUCAACGUUUAGACCUCUCACGAAACAACUUGUCUGGAUCAAUUCCUAAUGUUUUGCAGAAAAUUACAAUCUUAAAAUAUUUCAACGUAUCUUUUAACAAGUUGGAUGGUGAGGUGCCUACUGAAGGUUUCUUUCAAAAUGCAAGUGCGUUAGUGUUGAAUGGAAAUAGUAAGCUUUGUGGAGGAAUUUCAAAACUACAUCUACCGCCAUGCCCUCUCAAAGGUAAGAAACUUGCAAGACACCAAAAGUUCAGGUUGAUAGCAGCGAUAGUCAGUGUGGUUGUUUUUCUUCUCAUGUUAUCCUUUAUUCUAACUAUCUACUGGAUGAGAAAAAGAAGUAACAAACCGUCUUUGGAAUCACCUACAAUUGACCACCAGCUGGCUCAAGUUUCAUACCAAAGCCUACAUAAUGGCACUGAUGGCUUCUCAUCUACAAACUUGAUAGGGUCUGGAAGUUUCAGCUCUGUCUACAAAGGAACUCUUGAGUUUAAAGACAAAGUUGUUGCCAUAAAGGUCCUAAACCUUGAAAAAAAAGGAGCCCACAAGAGUUUCAUUACUGAAUGCAAUGCACUUAAAAAUAUUAAACAUCGAAAUCUAGUUCAAAUUUUAACAUGUUGUUCCAGCUCAGAUUACAAAGGUCAAGAAUUUAAAGCUCUAAUUUUUGAGUACAUGAGAAAUGGAAGCUUAGAGCAAUGGCUGCAUCCUAGCACACUAAAUGCAGAGCAACCGAGAACAUUGAAUCUUGAUCAAAGAUUAAAUAUCAUGAUUGAUAUUGCUUCUGCAAUACAUUAUCUUCAUCAUGAAUGUGAGCAAUCAAUCGUUCAUUGUGAUUUAAAGCCAAGCAAUGUCCUUCUUGAUGACGACAUGGUUGCUCAUGUGAGUGAUUUUGGCAUAGCAAGACUUCUCUCAACUAUCAAUGAGACCACUUCUAAGCAAACAAGUACAAUUGGAAUAAAAGGGACUCUUGGCUAUGCUCCUCCAGAGUAUGGAAUGACUUCUGAGGUGUCAACUUAUGGGGACGUGUACAGCUUUGGAAUUCUUAUGUUGGAAAUGCUUACUGGAAGAAGACCAACAGAUGAAAUCUUUGAAGAUGGUCAAAAUCUUCGUAACUUUGUUGCAAUUUCAUUUCCUGAUAAUAUUUCUCAGAUUUUGGAUCCACAACUUAUUCCAAGUGAUGAAGCAACGACAUUGAAAGAAAACCAUCAUAAUCUUAAUCCAAGUGUUGAGAUGUGUUUAGUUUCACUUUUUAGAAUUGGACUUGCUUGUUCUAUGGAAUCACAGAAAGAACGAAAGACAAUGAAUGAUGUCAUCAUGGAACUUAAUCGAAUCAGGGAGGUCCUUUCUACCUGUUGGUGAGUUAAAUGAGGAUCUACUUGAAUUUUCCACAUAUACUAUCCAGAUUUAAUCAUUUCACUUUUAUAUAAGAUGUUUUUUCUAAGAUAUGCCCUCUUGGAUGUAAUACUCGAUAGACUUAUUGUACUUCCAUAUUUUUAUUUCAUAUACGACUUGUGAUUUUCCAAAUUUUGCUGCCAAAA